UAACUUCAAAAAUAAAAUAAAAUCAUGACUGUCUUAAAAUAGCUGAAUCAUUCAGAUCAAUUAAUAAUAUAUACAGAUUCAAACAAUGUGUAUAUAAAUGUAUAUUCAAAAUAACCAUUAUUAUUCUGAACUCCUGGCCGAGUUUUAGAUGAUUAAACACUAUGUUAUUGACUAUUUGAUAUUUUUAUAAUAAGUGCCAUGUGAUACUAUUAUAAUUUCCCUAUUAAUAAGUAUAAUAAAUAUUAUUGUCCUAGUUAUACAGUACUUACUAUGAUAAAAUGGCAUCAUCUUCAUUAAGGAGACUAUUUCACUGGGGACCGCUAGCUGUAAUAGGUAUAAUAAAAUUAAUAACAUGGGCUAUGGUACAUCUAAUGGGCAUGUGGUGGCCACCUCAACAAACUCUGGGAGGUGCUCUACAUGCCAUCAUAUUCCUGGGAUUUGCUGCUGCCACUCUGUACUACUUCCUUCAGUCACUACUUGAGGGUCCAGGGUUUGUGCCAUUAGGGUGGAAACCAGAGAAGGAAUCUGACACACAGUAUCUACAAUUUUGUACAGUAUGCAAAGGAUAUAAAGCACCCAGAUCACACCACUGUAAAAAAUGUGGGCAUUGCGUCAUGAAGAUGGACCACCAUUGUCCCUGGAUCAACUGCUGCGUGGGGCACGCCAAUCAUUCUUACUUCACGUCGUUCCUGAUGGCUGGUGUGGUUGGUUGCUUCCAUGCGUCUGUAGUUCUGUCAAUAUGUAUUUACCACGCGAUACACCGCGUGUGGUACAUCCACCACGGUACGGGCCGCGAGCCCAUGAUCUACCUGACGCUGACCACCCUGCUGCUCACACUCCUCGCCAUCGGCAUGGCGGUUGGCGUGGUAUUGGCUGUUGGUGCUCUUUUAUAUUUCCAAAUUCGCGGUAUCCUCCGUAAUCAGACGACAAUCGAGGACUGGAUCCUCGAGAAAGCAGUGAGUCGUCGCGAGGAGCAGGCCCUGCCGAAGUUUGUGUUUCCAUAUGACCUCGGAUGGCGAAGGAACUGGGCUCUUGUGUUCAGUUCUAAAUGCGAUGGACUUCGGUGGCCUCUCAAAGAAGGUUGUGGGGUAUAUGAUUUGACUCGCGAGCAGCAAGCUCAGAAAGUGGAGAAGCGUCUGCGGUCGCGACCGUACACGGCCACGCGGACGUACUCGGGGCGCUGGGUGCCGCUCGUGACGUACACCCGGGCCGCCGCCGCCGCGCCCUGCAGCGACGAGCCGCGCCUGCCGCUGCGGCCCGGCCUGCUGCUCACGGUCACGCGGCAGCGCAGACACUGGCUGUUCGGCGAGGUGGUGGGCGAGUGGUCCGCGUCCGGCUCUCCCCCCGCGCCCCCCCGCGGCCCGCGCGGCUGGUUCCCCCGCGCGGCGGCCGAGCCCCUCCCUCCCACGUACAGGCACAAGACCAAACCAGACUAGCACCACCAUCCCUAAUAA
Achroia grisella is the source of this 1454-nucleotide messenger RNA. RefSeq names its product palmitoyltransferase ZDHHC6. Gene Ontology annotation, biological process: protein palmitoylation. The transcript is spliced from 8 exons. Gene Ontology annotation, molecular function: palmitoyltransferase activity. The coding region runs from base 279 to 1436 and encodes 385 amino acids. Gene Ontology annotation, cellular component: Golgi apparatus. The record is from RefSeq and is a predicted model, not a curated record. NCBI's taxonomy places the organism in Eukaryota, Metazoa, Arthropoda, Insecta, Lepidoptera, Pyralidae.